AAUACAUCCAGUGGAGAAAAAUCUUGGGAAGUAUUGCUGGGUCAUGUCAUUAGUGAGCUGUCUAAGGGGAAGAUGUAUGAAGGAGGAGAGACUGAAGAAUUAACAGUGGUAAAUCCUGAUUCUGUAGAGUGCUAUCUGCAGCAGUUCUGCUUGCCUUUCCUCAGGAUCACAAGCCUUCUUCAACACCAUCUUUUUGGAGGGGAUUUACCUAGUUGCCAGGAAGAUGAAGAAUUCACAGUUCUUGCAAGCUGCCUGGGUCUCUUACCAUCUUUUCAGUCAGCUCAUCAGUUCACCAGUGCCUCUUGUCUCGAUUGGCCAGUGCCAGCAUUUGACAUGAUAUCACAGUGGUGCUCAGAAUUGGCUUCGUUUGCAGGUAGACAUCCAGAUCAAGCAAAGGCUUUGCUUAUCCAGGAACCUAAGUGGGACUUACCACGCCUCCUUCAGUUGCCUGAGAAUUAUAAUACCAUUUUUCAGUAUUAUCACAGAAAGACUUGUACUGUUUGUACCAAGGUCCCUAAAGACCCUGCUGUUUGUCUAGUUUGUGGUACUUUUGUAUGCUUGAAAGGACUAUGCUGCAAACAACAGAGUUACUGUGAAUGUGUACUGCAUUCUCAAAACUGUGGAGCUGGGACAGGAAUAUUUCUUUUGAUUAAUGCAUCUGUAAUCAUCAUCAUACGAGGCCAUCGUUUCUGCCUUUGGGGUUCCGUUUAUCUAGAUGCACAUGGUGAAGAAGACAGAGAUCUUAGGCGUGGUAAACCUCUCUACAUAUGCAAGGAAAGAUACAAAGUGCUUGAGCAGCAGUGGGUGUCUCAUACUUUUGAUCAUAUCAAUAAAAGAUGGGGGCCACAUUAUAAUGGCUUGUAAAUCAUCAUCAGCUACACACCGUAUCAUUGCUGUUACCAUGAAUGAAUGCAUCUUGACUGACAGUAGCUUUAACUGAAUGGGAGUUUAGCUCUUUGGUUCGGGGUUGAGUGGGGUAUGGGCAUAAAAGGGAAAUGGAACUUUGUCAACAUGAAAUUUUUGCAAAAUUAGCUGCUGUUGCUACUGAAUAACGAUACAAUAAUUCGAAAUUAAAUCCUCAAAAUGGUGUGAGCAAUCUGAUUGCACUCAGUAGUCCAUUUUUCUUUUUGUUUUUUUUAAAGCCCAUUAUUGUUAAGAAGCACAAAUUUUACUUACAGUUGUUUAGAGGCUCCAGGGAUAGCUGUCAGGUUUUUAUUUUUCUCUGCAUGGAGUUGAGUUUUUAGCAACUUUUGCUGAAACUGUGUAUAUGUCUACUACAUCUACUAAAUAUGUUGGAUAAAA
Cariama cristata (Red-legged seriema) is the source of this 1302-nucleotide messenger RNA. Its product is annotated as E3 ubiquitin-protein ligase UBR3-like. The transcript is spliced from 6 exons. Gene Ontology annotation, cellular component: ubiquitin ligase complex; cytoplasm. Gene Ontology annotation, biological process: ubiquitin-dependent protein catabolic process via the N-end rule pathway; protein ubiquitination. The record is from RefSeq and is a predicted model, not a curated record. Gene Ontology annotation, molecular function: ubiquitin protein ligase activity. NCBI's taxonomy places the organism in Eukaryota, Metazoa, Chordata, Aves, Cariamiformes, Cariamidae. The annotation marks the transcript as partial.